AUGACGUCUCCUGACGCAGAAGUGGAGGAGACCGCAGAAGUCGAUGAGGUCGCAGGUGCCGUUGCCAAGGAGCUCGGGAAGGGUGAGGUGCUCCCCCCCCUCACUGCCGCGCAGGUCAGUGUUUUUGCCAAGUAUGGCAAGAAGGUUUUGGGAGGCGCGACUGCUACUGCGCUUGCUGCUGGCAUCGCUGCAUACAUUUUGAGCGGCAACGUGCAGGACAUUGCGGGCCUUGUCGAAACUCAAUACGAUAAUAUGACCGGUGGUUUGAACGAAAUCUCGAUGGCAGAGUUCGGACCUGAUAUCCUUCCCACAAGCAAUCGCGGCGACAUGAUGUAA
Messenger RNA from Besnoitia besnoiti, 336 nucleotides. RefSeq lists its product as uncharacterized. The record is from RefSeq and is a predicted model, not a curated record. NCBI's taxonomy places the organism in Eukaryota, Apicomplexa, Conoidasida, Eucoccidiorida, Sarcocystidae. The transcript has a single exon. Bases 1 to 336 code for a protein of 111 amino acids.